AUGUAUGCGGAAGACGUUGAAAAGCUUGUGAACAACCGACUUCGAGACUUAAAGAUUGGCGGAAAUUUCGAAGAUGCACUACGUGUUGAGGUGUUUGCAAUGACUUUGCAAAGAGCAGCUCAGGAUUGGUUUCAUACCCUGCCAUCCGGGUCGAUCAGCAGCUUCAAGGAGCUGGCUUACGUCUUCACUAAAGAAUACACUUCUUAUCGGACGAUCAAGAAGAACCCUGAUCAUCUGUUCAAUCUACUCAAGAAGCCCAAUGAAUCCAUUCGAGAUUACAUCAAGAGGUUCAAAGCAGAAAAGGCCAACAUCGUAGGGUGCGAUGACCAAAUCACAUCCUCUGUAUUCAAGAAAGGUCUUCCAGCAAAACAUGAGUUAUACCGCGAGCUGACUAUCACUCCCAGCUAG
Molecule: messenger RNA, 408 nt
Organism: Prunus mume (Japanese apricot)
Lineage: Eukaryota; Viridiplantae; Streptophyta; Magnoliopsida; Rosales; Rosaceae
Source: RefSeq, a predicted model, not a curated record